CUUUAGUUCAAUACUUCGGAGUUCGGACAGAACACAAAAACAAAAACAAAAAGUCAUCUUCCAAGUACAAAAGUUGCUGCGUUGACUCCGGCGAACAACGAUGAUGAAAGGAAUUUCACUUUCUCAAUCGAACACUUUCCAGCCAAACAUCAUCAAAUUCAAUCGAACAAAGCCUCUUCCGACCAACACUUCCAAUCCAAUCCUCCCUCUUCGGCGAAGAUCCCUCCGUGUCCUCUCUCUCUCCAUCGACACAUCAUCAAACCCUAAACCCACCGCAACCCCCCACGCGCCUCCUCUAGUAGUCGUUGGAUCCGCGAACGCAGACAUCUACGUUGAGAUCGAAAGACUACCCAAAGAAGGCGAAACGAUCUCUGCCAAAACAGGUCAAACCCUAGCCGGAGGAAAAGGCGCGAACCAGGCCGCGUGUGGCGCGAAGCUUGAUUACCCGACUUACUUCGUAGGUCGUCUGGGAGACGACGCGCACGGGAAGCUGGUCGCUGGCGCGUUAGGGGGUGGUGAUGGAUCAGGAGGGUGUGGGGUCCGCUUGGAUCACGUGAAGUGGGUGAAGGAUGAGCCGACGGGGCACGCGGUUGUGAUGUUGCAAGGGGAUGGUCAGAACUCUAUUAUUAUCGUUGGUGGUGCUAAUAUGAGAGGGUGGUCUGAGGGGAUGGGGGAUGAUGAGCUUGAGGUUGUGAGGAGUGCUGGUGUUGUGUUGUUGCAAAGAGAGAUUCCUGAUUACAUCAAUGUUCAAGUUGCUAAGGCUGUGAAGAAAGGAGGUGUACCGGUAAUCCUCGACGUGGGAGGAAUGGAUACGCCGAUUCCGGAUGAGCUAUUUGAUUCCAUAGACAUCUUGAGCCCGAAUGAGACUGAGCUUAGUCGAUUGACUGGAAUGCCUACUGAAACUUUUGAAGAGAUUAAGCAAGCUGUAGCAAAGUGUCAUAAGAUGGGAGUUAAUAAAGUCUUAGUGAAACUUGGUUCCAAAGGGUCUGCGUUAUUUAUAGAAGGGGAAAAACCGAUUCAGCAGUCAAUUAUACCAGCUGCACAAGUGGUGGAUACUACAGGAGCUGGGGAUACUUUCACAGCAGCAUUUGCAGUGGCUAUGGUAGAGGGAAAGUCACAUGAGGAAUGUCUGAGAUUUGCUGCUGCAGCUGCUUCUCUAUGUGUCCAAGUAAAGGGUGCAAUACCCAGCAUGCCUGAUCGAACAUCCGUCUUGAAGCUCCUUCGGUCUAGUACUUAAAACUGAUACUCUUUCAACUCAGUCUUCUUGCGAAUAAAAGCUAUUCAGAUCACGAGAGAAGAGGUAAGUGGUUACAUUAGCUACAUCAAAGAAAUGAUUGUGAAUAAUGUAAUCCCUGUUUCUGCUUCUUUGAGCAUGAAGUCCUUUUUAACUUGUCUCGUGUUGUGAGUUGGCUAAUUUCAUCAUUUUCAAAGAGUCAAACCGAUCCAACAGAAUGUUAUUACUAAGAGAUAUCACCAAUGAAAAGAAUUAAAAGUG
Eruca vesicaria subsp. sativa (arugula) is the source of this 1495-nucleotide messenger RNA. Lineage: Eukaryota; Viridiplantae; Streptophyta; Magnoliopsida; Brassicales; Brassicaceae. The record is from the annotation of a GenBank genome assembly.